AUGGACACCAAAGAAACCCAUCAUGUUGAAUGUCAAGAUAUUCCGGCCUCGGGAGUAGUCGAGAACGACGAGCCAGGUAGCGUGUUUGAGCUCACUGGCGCGAGCCUGGCACCUUGGCGUCGAAGAAGCGUGAUGUUGUCGCUAUGCUUGGCUCUUUUCCUUUCAGCCCUCGACGUGACAAUCGUUGCUACAGCCCUUCCUACGAUCGCGAAGCAAAUCAAUGCCAGUGCCGCCGCGUACGCCUGGAUUGGAAGCGCCUACACUCUGUCCAGCACGGCCUCGGUCCCCGUAUGGGCCCAACUCUCGAACAUCUUUGGCCGAAAACCCAUCAUAAUGAUUGCCAAUUUCGCAUUCUUAGGAGGCAGUCUUAUUCGCGGUGUCACAAAGUCUGUCGGGAUGCUCAUUGGCGGGCGAGUCGUACAAGGGUUGGGUAGUGGCGGCUGCCUGAUAAUGGUGACGGUUAUCAUUGGGGAUAUGUUUGAAGUGAAGGAAAGAGCCAAAUAUUAUGGCCUGACAGGUAUUGUGUGGGCAAUCUCAAGCAGCUUCGGGCCCAUUUUGGGUGGUGUUUUUACGCAAACUAUUGGCUGGAGAUGGUGUUUUUUGAUCAAUCUUCCCUUUGAUAGCGUGUCUCUCGGAGUACUAUUUUUCGCACUGAAAUCUCAUGCAAAGAAGAUACCUAUCAUGACUGGCCUAAAGUCCCUUGACUGGAUUGGUUCAGUCUUGAUCAUUGGUGGUGCUGUGUGCUUUCUAUACGGUCUCCAAGUCGGUGCAUCCGUUCAAAGGCCCUGGAAAAGCACCACAGUGAUAUGCCAGUUGGUUUUCGGUGUUGUUAUUCUUGGGAUGUUCGGCUUCUACGAAGCCCGCUUUGCGACCAACCCGCUCAUUCCAGGCCGAAUACUGUCCUCUCGGACCAAUUUUGCUUCCAUCAUCGUUUUAUGUUUUCACAGUUUUGUCUUUGUUUCUUAUGACUACUUCCUGCCGCUUUAUUUUCAGGUGGCGUUGGGCUUUGACGCUAUAAUAUCUGGUGUUUGUUUGCUAGCUUUGGUUAUGCCGCUGUCAGCCUUUACAAUGGGCAUUGGCUGGUACGUCAGACGGAAAGGAGACUACCAAUGGCCCAUCUGGACCCUGACGGUGAUCCCCGGCCCACCUUCCACAACGAAGAUGGAGUACCACUUUACGAGGCUCGAGUGGGAUACUGGUUCCGAAAGCAUUGGUUGGGGACAGAAAGCGACCGCCUUACAUAUUGCAGCUCUUCGCGGGAACCUCGAUGGGAUUCGAGCGCUAGCGGAUAACCUAGGCGAUGUUGACAUUGCAGAGAUGGCUUCGACGCCCGAUGGCUCUGGGCGACUUCCACUCCACUGGACCUUGGUUGGUGCCAAGGAUCGCCGCGUGGAGCUUUUUGGCAGAGUCGACCAGGAAGAAAUUACGGCUCACGUUACGCGCACUGUGGAAGUGCUCCUCAAAGCCAAUCCAGACACACUCGCCUUGCGGGAUCAGGGGGGUUAA
Molecule: messenger RNA, 1506 nt
Organism: Penicillium antarcticum
Lineage: Eukaryota; Fungi; Ascomycota; Eurotiomycetes; Eurotiales; Aspergillaceae
Exons: 3
Coding region: 1-1506 (501 amino acids)
Biological process (GO): transmembrane transport
Molecular function (GO): transmembrane transporter activity; protein binding
Source: RefSeq, a predicted model, not a curated record